Messenger RNA from Trypanosoma rangeli, 441 nucleotides. RefSeq lists its product as uncharacterized. The record is from RefSeq and is a predicted model, not a curated record. The transcript has a single exon. Bases 1 to 441 code for a protein of 146 amino acids. NCBI's taxonomy places the organism in Eukaryota, Euglenozoa, Kinetoplastea, Trypanosomatida, Trypanosomatidae.
AUGGAGGCAAUGGCAAUGGGUUCUGGGGUAAGGCAAACCCAGCAAGAACUAAACGCCCUGUUUUCAGGCUCUUUGCGCUCUUUAGACGCACGAAAUGCGCAUUCAAUUGCAGCGGCGCUCCGCAGCGACAGCGUGUCAUCUUCCAUUUUGUCCACUGAACUGUUCAGGACGUGCACGCCACCAUCUCUUGUUCGCUUCUCCAUCAAUGGAGCUCCUGCAACCUGCGGCAUCAUUUUGAACACUUCUGCAGAUGUCGACCGUGACCCCGCUGCUACCCCAUCACUCUCAGGUGCGUUUUGUUGCGUCACACGGGAAAUGGUUUCGACCCUUGGAAGUAGGCUCGCUGGUGGGCACGGCGUGGAUGCCACGCGACUAAGUGGAACCGUUGCCUCACCAGACGGCCCACCUCUCCCUGCAAGCGCAAAAAACGAGGUCGGAUGA